CUCUGAAAUCGUGGAAGAAACACGUGUUCACGGAGUUUUAUUGUGAAGUUGGUCGAAUUGGCGUAAAGAGAUCAAACAAAACACAACUGAACGCUAAAUAAUAGCGAAAUAUUUAACGGGAGGAAUCGGUUGAAUUAAACCGCCGCUAUGUUUCUGCAGUUUUACCUGAACGAGAACGGAGAGAGAGUUUACACACUGAAGAAGUGUGAUCCAGAGGGCCGACCCACCAGCUCUGCCCACCCGGCUCGCUUCUCUCCUGAUGACAAGUUCUCCAGACACAGAGUGACCUUGAAGAAACGCUUCGGAUUACUGCUCACCCAACAGCCACGACCUGUCCUGUGAAACUCCUGUGUGUGUCUGUCUGUCUGUGUGUGUGUGUCUGUAAAAUGGCAUCAGAAUCAUUUAUUAGUUUUAGAUCCUCUUAGUAACGUUAACAACAACAACUGUUUCUUUUAAUCUUUCUCUUCCAUCAUUUAUUUUUUGACGAAACCCCCGAUACCGAAUAAAAACAUUGACUUGUAA
Molecule: messenger RNA, 522 nt
Organism: Tachysurus fulvidraco (yellow catfish)
Lineage: Eukaryota; Metazoa; Chordata; Actinopteri; Siluriformes; Bagridae
Gene: nop10
Product: NOP10 ribonucleoprotein homolog (yeast)
Exons: 2
Coding region: 148-342 (64 amino acids)
Biological process (GO): rRNA pseudouridine synthesis; ribosome biogenesis; snRNA pseudouridine synthesis
Cellular component (GO): box H/ACA snoRNP complex; box H/ACA telomerase RNP complex
Molecular function (GO): box H/ACA snoRNA binding; telomerase RNA binding
Source: RefSeq, a predicted model, not a curated record